Trichoderma breve is the source of this 588-nucleotide messenger RNA. Its product is annotated as ion transport protein domain-containing protein. Lineage: Eukaryota; Fungi; Ascomycota; Sordariomycetes; Hypocreales; Hypocreaceae. Gene Ontology annotation, cellular component: plasma membrane. The record is from RefSeq and is a predicted model, not a curated record. Gene Ontology annotation, biological process: proton transmembrane transport. The transcript has 3 exons. Gene Ontology annotation, molecular function: voltage-gated proton channel activity. Bases 1 to 588 code for a protein of 195 amino acids.
AUGGCGGAUCGCUCAUCCGCCCCCUUGCUCCAGUCCUACCAUGACGACGACAGCGAUGAUUCUCCCGCCUGGGACAGGACAGGCCAGCGCCUCCUCGAGUCCCGUACCAAGCACUUUGUUGUCAUGGGCAUCGUUGCGCUGGAUGUUGCUGCGCUCCUUGCAAAUGUCUUUAUCCAGCUGAUUGCCUGCGAGAUGCAUCAAAACGACGAGCCCUGGGUGGAGCAGCUGACUGAAGGUCUGGAAAUUGCCGGUCUGGUAUUCAGCAGCCUCUUUCUCAUUGAACUUGGGGCAUGUUUAUUUGCUUUUGGCUUGCGCUUCCUUGCCUCUUGGUUUCAUCUCUUUGAUGCCGCCGUCAUUAUUGCCAGCUUCGUCAUAGAUGUAACGUCCAGAGGCUUGACCGAGUCCAUUGGAUCCCUCAUUGUCGUGCUUCGUCUAUGGAGACUGGCCAAGAUAUCCGAAGAAGUGGUGCUGGGCGCUACUGAGAGAAUGGAGGUGCUGGAGAAGCAGUUGGAAGACCUCGAGGCCGAGAAUAGCAGAUUGCGAUCCCAGCUCGGCAUCGAGUUCUCUGACCAUUCAGGCACUGAGUAG